Molecule: messenger RNA, 3553 nt
Organism: Hemiscyllium ocellatum (epaulette shark)
Lineage: Eukaryota; Metazoa; Chordata; Chondrichthyes; Orectolobiformes; Hemiscylliidae
Product: E3 ubiquitin/ISG15 ligase TRIM25-like
Exons: 12
Coding region: 134-2014 (626 amino acids)
Molecular function (GO): zinc ion binding; RNA binding
Source: RefSeq, a predicted model, not a curated record
GCUGCAGCCUUUAACCUUCGGGAGGGACAAGGGGAGCUGAGUGUUUGAGGAGGAGGUUAAUCCUGUGCCUCUGGCAGGGGGUGUGGGAGGAGGCCACUCGGCCCACUACAGCCGUGCUAGCAGGUGCGGGGUGAUGGCCGCGGCCGAGCUGCUGUCCCUGGAGCAGCAGCUGUCGUGCUCCAUCUGCCUGGAGGUGUUCACCGAGCCGGUCAACCUGCCGUGCGGGCACACCUUCUGCCUGGGCUGCAUCGACAAGAACUGGCAGCAGAGCCCGGCCAGCGCCUGCCCCCAGUGCCGGGCCACCUUCACCCCCAGGCCUCCCCUCCGCAAAAACAUCGUGCUGUGCGGCAUCGUCGACGAGUUUAACCGCCUGGGCCAGGCGCAGGCCCGGAGGCCGGAGCCGGAGCAGGCCUCAGCCUCGGCCUCGCGUGUGCCGUGUGACCGCUGCGGCGACGCCAAGGCGGUCAGGUCGUGCUGGGCCUGCCUGUGCAGCCUGUGCGAGGCCCACCUGCGGCCCCACUACCAGGACGAGCCGCAGUACCGCGGGCACCAGCUCACCGAGCCCGUGGCCGGCCUGAGCCGCCGCCGGUGCCCGCUCCACGGGAAGCUGCUCGAGUUCUUCUGCCGCAGCGACGGCGCCAGCGUGUGCGGCCUGUGCAUCCUGCACCAGCACCGGGAGCACACCGUCCUCGGGGCCGACGAGGAAGCCGCCCGCCUUAAGAAACUUCUUCAGGAAGAAAAAAUAAGAAGGCAGAGUCAGAUUGAAGAUAUCAAUACAUCAAUUAAUAAAUUAAAAGAGAAUGUUACUUCCAUCAAGGAAACAACAUUCCAGGUGAGGUCUGACAUCGAUAAGCACUUUGGUGAUCUGAUUAACUGUAUUAAAGAAUCUCAGAGUAUUGCAACAAACAUUAUCGACAGUGAGGAGGCUGUCGCCUUGGCCCAAGCUGACAGUAUCCAGAGCUGGCUGAACCAGAGGUGCAGUGGGCUGACCAGGAAGACUGAUGAGAUAGACCGCCUGUUGAAAGCUGACAAUAUCCAACUCUUGAAGGAGUUUCAAACUCUAGAAGCAAUAGAGAUGGAUCUGGUGUUACCUACGUUAGACACAGACAUUGAUAAGCAGCUCUCCAGUUUGAAGAGCAUCGUUCUCGAACUGACUACGAGUAUUAUGCAGCAACUGCAGGAGGCCCACAAGGAGAAGCUACCUGCAAUCAAAGAAAAUGGUCCCUGGGCUAAUAGUCAACCUCCCAAAUUAAAUCAGUCGUGCAGUUCAACAGCUGGAGCAUCUUCCCAAAAGAUUGAUUUCCAGUCCGUAUCAUCCGCUAGUCUUGGUGGCACUCCUCAACCUUUAAUACCAUCUAUCCCUCGAGGUUUUUGGUCAAUUCCAGCUGCUCCAGUAACUGCUGAUUUCCAGCCUGUGUCAAAUCCUACUCCGCAUGUCACCCAUCAGCAACCUAUAAUCCCAUCCCCAGGCCUGUGGGCGAUGGUAACUCCUCAGAUAAAUGCUGCUUUCCAAUCUUUGCCGAAUGAUGCUCAUAGGGUCAUGUCUUGGCCUCCUCCAACCUCCAUGACCAAUAAUCAUAGUCUUCGGGGAUUCCCAGACAAUCAGCAAAGAGGUAUGGUACUGAGUGGCCAGUACAGUAUUACUCCAUGCAGAGCUCCUCUUGUCCCGGCAUUGCCUCAACCAACUCGGGUUAGACGCCAGCAAUCUAGUACAUGUGUUAAGGAGCAGGAACCUCUAACAGCUGCAAUGCUUUCGGCACUUCCAUUCAAGGAACAGAAGCAGCUGUUGGGUGAGCGUCUUUUCCCCUUGAUAAAAACCCUACACCCUUGCAUGGCAGGAAAAAUCACUGGAAUGCUGCUGGAGUUGGAUAAUGCGGAACUGCUACGGUAUUUGGAGUGCUCGGAUUCCCUUCGGUCAAAGGUUGAUGAAGCUGUGGUGGUUUUGCAGAGACAUCAGGCUCAGAAAGACUUCCUUCAGAAAGCAAAUGUGGCUACCUCGAAACAGAAGAAAUGAGUUGGUGGGACAGCUGUUGCAGUCAGAGUGCUGCAGUUUGCACCAAGGAGCUGAUGUGUGAUUAGUUUACUGCAAGGUCUCUGCUGCAAAGUGGAUUCACACACCACUCUUGCAUUUCCACAGUUUGCAGUGGUCGAAAUCUGAUGACUCGCAGGUGAAUUUGGAAGCCAGUUGACGUUAAUCAGAUAUGUAGCAAACAAAAACUGCCCAUUGUCCAGCACUGGUUAAUGCUGGAUUCUCAAUCUCACUUGGAGAGGCCAGGUGUAUAACUAAGGAUGGAAUUAUCAUGAUGUACUGGGAGAUGUUUGAGACCGGAGUUAAGAUACACUGUUGAAGUGCAAAAAACACCAAGCCUAACCCUGCAUUAAAACUGAAAGUGCUGGUACUGGAUGUGAUAAAAUGAAAACUUGUACAUUCCCCAGUACAGAAAUUCUUCGUUUUGACUAAUUCACCUUUAAAAAUGAGAAUUUUUAAUAGAUGUAUAUAUUUUUUUGAAAGCCAUAAGUAGAAUCAGUUUUUUUUUACUUUGACCUUUUGGCUGUGGCACCAUCAUUCCUCAGUACAAAACACAUUUUGUAAGUACAGUUUUAAGAUUGUUUUAUACUGUGAAAUACAUGUUAGUAUUUGGAGUCAUAAAUUUUUGUCUGAGUCAUUGGAAGGUUUCCAAGCAUGUGUAGCUGCACAGCUUAGAGAGAACAUUGAUGGAAGUGAUUUUCCAUGAGUUUGGCCAAUUAGUAGCUAGAAUUUGGCCAUGCCAUCCAAUUAAGGAGGCGGGCAGACUUUCAAGUAUGCAGACUUUGGAAUAUGUAGCUAUUUUUCUCACAACAGAAAGAGGGGCAGCAGGUUCCCUCCGUCCCUGUCUUUUAAAAAAAAAUUGUAAUAGCCAAUUUGGCUAGACAUGUUUGAUUAUUUCUGACUGGGAUAGAAGCUGCAGAGUCUCAGGCAUGGAAAUGCCCAGAAUAUUCAGUGCCAGUAUACGCCAGAGCAACUUUGUUCCUUUCCAGGUUUCCUUUUAUUGCAAAGUCAUUCCAUUUAGAACUUACCGUCCAUCAGUUACACAGUUGUCAGCCUCCAGUCUGAUUGCUGCGGAUGUUUUGAUUAACUACUUUUUUGGUUAACAAACGGAUGAAAAACCCAUAUAAUUGUGUCAUCGAAUUGAACUGAGCUCCGUGGUUCUGAGGUACUCGGGCUGAAUUUUCCCACAAUGUAAGCAGGGCAGUGUCCUUUUGACUAUUUGUUUGAACAAUUGUUGGGAUGCUGGGCCUAUCAAACAUUAAAUGUUUAUGAUUACAGUUUGUGAAACAAAGAUGCCCAGGGUAUGAUGUGAAUGCUUUGUACUGGUGUUUGUGAGAUGCUAAUAAAUUAUUCUGAAUACUUGACCCAAUUUUUCUGCUAAAUGGAGACCUCAGCAGCUGUACUCAAUGAUAGCAUAGGCACGGAAAUAUUUUUCGCAAGGUAAGUGUGUGUUUUAUUGUCAGUCACAUAUUUGUACCCAAUGCUGCCUCUGUGUGUUUAUAUGAAGUGUGAUUUAUUUUUAAA